CGCUGCUCUGAUGUUUGGAGUCAAUACAGGAAGAGGUUCGUUGACAGCGAGGCCGGACCGAGUUAAGAUGGCUUGCAGUGAUACGGAGAAGCCCAGCUUUGGUGAUGAUGCCUGCUAUGACAGCAAGUACUCCAGUUGUGCGGUGGCAAUGGAGAAAGCGGGGGAAUCGUUUCUCAGCCCGACCGAAAACCCCUCCACCAUCAAUGUUUCUUCUAGUAUCCUAGUAGACUUGCAAGGCUAUGAUGAGGAGUUUGAUCCUCCUCUAGAGAGCAAAUAUGAAUGUCCUAUCUGUCUGAUGGGUCUCAGGUCAGCAGUGCAGACACCAUGUGGACAUCGAUUCUGCAACUCGUGCAUCAAGAAGUCCAUCAGGGAUACAGGGCAGAAAUGUCCAGUUGACAAUGAGUUGCUGCUAGAGGAUCAGCUCUUUCUUGAUAACUUUGCCAAUCGAGAGAUCCUGUCACUCACUGUCCGGUGCCCUAAUAUUGGUUGCACUGAUAAAAUGGAGUUGCGGCAUUUGGAGAAACACUUGUGUAAGUUUGCCAGAGUGCCUUGCCUUCAGUGUCAGGAAUCCGUUCGUAAGAGCCAUCUGGAUGAACACAAGAGCCAGCAGUGCUUACGGCGAAUCAUGACCUGCCCUGACUGUGUACGGAGCUUUGUAUAUGCUGACAAACAGAUUCAUGAGCUGAUGUGUCCUUUCGCCAAUACAGUGUGUGACUAUUGUGAAAUGGUGCUUAUUCGGGAUCGGUUGGCGUCGCACUGUGACACAGAUUGUCUCAAAGCUCCUGUAGCCUGUACUUUCAGCACUUUUGGUUGUCGUGAAAAGAUGCUGAGAAAUGAACUGGCACAGCACAUGCAGGAAUUUACACAGAUGCAUAUGCGUUACAUGGCUGAGUUUCUGCGCAGCCAGACUCCGAAUAGCUGUCUUACAUCAUCAGUUGCCGGCCACUCCUCGUCAGAUGAACGUGGUGCCUCGUCCAGGGCAGCAGAACCUUGCCGGUGCAACCAGGAGCUGAUUAACCUGCAGGAGACAGUUUUGGAGCUGGAAGGCAGGCUGGUGCGUCAAGACCAACAGAUCCGCGAACUGUGUAUUCACAAUGACACGCAGAAAACCCAGCUCACAGACCUACGUCGUAAGCUGAGUUCAUUGGAGGAGGCCACCCGAGAGCUGGAAGCCCAGCAGUACCAAGGUGUUUACGUGUGGCGGUUGGAGACCUUUUCGGCCCACCUGCGCAACCAGGAGGCCGGUCAACCCAUAGUCCUCCACAGCCCACCUUUCUACACGGGCCGGCCAGGGUACAAACUCUGCCUUCGGCUACACCUGCAAACCCCCAGCGCCCCCCGCUGCUCCAACUACAUCUCCCUUUUUGUGCACACUAUGCAGGGUGAGUUUGACAGCCAGCUCUCCUGGCCCUUCCAGGGCAUGAUCCGGCUGGCAGUGUUGGACCAGGUCGAGGGGCAGCACCACUUGGAAGUGAUGGAGACCAAGCCGGACCUGCAGGCCUUCCAAAGGCCCACCGUGCAGCGCAACCCCAAGGGUUUUGGCUAUGUCACUUUCCUGCACCUACAGGCAUUGAAGCAGCGUGGGUUUGUGAAAGAGGACGUGCUGUUAGUGCGCUGUGAGGUUACACCACGCUUCGAUGCCAGCCUCAGGAGAGAGGGAGUGCAACCUCGGGGCCCAGAACCCUCACUUUGAUUUCCUGCACUGUCCUCCUGCAUUUUUUUAAGUUCUCAUACACACACACACACACACACACACACACUGCUGAAACGAGGAAUAUGUGACAAAACCAGGACUUUCUAGACCAUUUAUGGUACACCAGGCUCAGUAAUGAUGUCCUUACAUAGUUACAAGUGUGAAAAGUGUUUGAUACAGAUAUGUUUCUCAGAAGUAUUUCAGUGCAAUCAAUAGACAACCACCUGCAUGAUUGGCAAAAUCACUGAAUUGCUCAUAAACCAAGCUCCUAGGUGAAGAUCAUGAAUGGUGCUGCUUUUGCUUAGUGUUACCUUUCAUUUCAUAUUACUACAUUUAAUUGCAAAUCUCACCUGUCCCAGAAACUUAAAAGAAGGUUCUGUUAUUUGUUUGAGACUCAAAUAACAUUUUUUUGCAAUAUAUUUUAGCUGGAAAACAUGACUUUUAGUCAUAUUUGACAAGGUCAGACAAUUUUAAGCAUAAUGAGUAAAGAGCAUCACAGUUUACUGCAAUUUUACUAAAUCCUGUGCAUCGUAUUCUUUGAACAAUGCUAAAAUGGAUUAGUUUUAAAGGAAUAGUUCACCCAAAAAUGUAAAUUCUCUCAUCAUUUACUCACCCUCAUGCCAUCCAAGAUGUGUACUCAAUUGAAGAUUUUUAGAGGAAUAUUUCAGCUCUGCAGGUCCAUACAAUGCAAGUGAAUGGGUUCCAAAUAUUUGAAGCUCUUAAAGCUGAUAAAGGCAGGAUAAAAGUAAUCCAUAUGACUCCAUUGGUUAAAUCUAUUUCUUCAGAAGCUAUAUGAUAAUUGUGGGUGAGAAACAGAUCAAUAUUUAACUCCUUUUUUACUACCAUCUCCACUUUCACAUUCUUCUUUUUAGUUUUAACAACAAUGUUCAGUUCCACUAAAUGUUUGCUUCUUCAAAUAGGUAUGUUAUAAGCUUAGCCUUUGUACCAAGCCAUGGUUGCCAUGAUGAUUUAAUAGGAUUCAUUCACUUUAAUUUAUUGUGCCUUCUUAAUUUGUCACAUGUUGCUCACAUUGUGCCUGACAUUGCUCACAUGUAGGGCUGUCACGAUUAUGAAAUUUGGCUGAUGAUUAAUUGUCAAAUAAUUGUGAUUAUGACGAUGUCUGUUUUAAGGCUGUGAUGAUUAAUUGUCUUUUUAAGGGUUUUCACGAUUAAUUAUCAUACAAAUUGUCAUUUCUUAAGGUGUGCUUUUUUCUGAAUGUGUGCUUCAUACACCUUAAAAAGUCAUUUUACACAUUUAACUUGAAACAUAAAAUCAGAUAAUAAAAUAGGGAUAUGUGAUUUCCUUUUAAGGCUUUAAAAACGUAUGAAUGACAUGAC
Molecule: messenger RNA, 3030 nt
Organism: Xyrauchen texanus (razorback sucker)
Lineage: Eukaryota; Metazoa; Chordata; Actinopteri; Cypriniformes; Catostomidae
Product: TNF receptor-associated factor 6-like
Exons: 7
Coding region: 11-1693 (560 amino acids)
Biological process (GO): tumor necrosis factor-mediated signaling pathway; protein K63-linked ubiquitination; regulation of apoptotic process
Cellular component (GO): plasma membrane signaling receptor complex
Molecular function (GO): tumor necrosis factor receptor binding; ubiquitin protein ligase activity; zinc ion binding
Source: RefSeq, a predicted model, not a curated record